Messenger RNA from Pelmatolapia mariae (spotted tilapia), 5028 nucleotides. RefSeq names its product proteoglycan 4-like. Lineage: Eukaryota; Metazoa; Chordata; Actinopteri; Cichliformes; Cichlidae. The record is from RefSeq and is a predicted model, not a curated record. Bases 2512 to 4608 code for a protein of 698 amino acids. The transcript has a single exon.
UGGUUUUGCUGAAAGCAUUUAGUCAGAUGACAUGGAAUGACUCAACAUAUGUUGAUAGAGUGCUCAAAAAGCCUAAAAUAUAUUGAUCUGAAAUAUGUUCCAAAGUUAUACAUUUAAAAACAAACAAACAAACAAAAAAAAAAAACUCAUUGUGACAAAUUCAAAUGAAUACUACUUUAUUUUUAACUUUAAGCCUGCUGGUAACUUUUGUUGGACACUAUGUAAAAUACAGAAUUGUAAUUUUCAUAGUGGUUGGAUUUGUUUUUUACUCUUUAUCCAUGUAAUUGGAUAUUGGUAAAGGACUAAGAGUAGCAAAGGUAGCUUUGUGCAUUUAUUUGAACUUUGAACAUGCAGAUUUAAGACAACAAAAGAGUGAUGGCAGAUGCUGCACUCCAGUUUUAUUGUACUGCCAUGAUCAGUUUGGAAUAGAGAGAGCAAUGUGACGUUCAUAGGAACACAAAUUAACCAUUGACUGGAAAGGUGUAGUGGCUGAAGCUUUAGACUGGGUGAGUUCUGGAUAUUGUUCAAGAUAAAAGCUGUGAGGUUAAUAACAGAGACACAUUUCAUAGUAAUGUUGCCUUUAAAUCUGCUAAUGCUGCCUGUACUGAUCUCCUCUUGGUAUAAGAGUACUUUUGAAUUAGUCAAGAAAUGCUACUGAAGCAGUGAAGUGAUCUCGUUCAGCGCUUUCUAAGUGCAGUCCUGUAUAUCGAGUCUUACACUAUGAAUUGACAUGCUGCUGUUUUCUGUCACAUUUGGACACUGCAUGUAUUUUAGGACUUGAGCACAGUUUUGUUUUUGUGUUUGGUUUUUUUGGGAGCAUAUUUAACAACAAAAAACUGGGCCGAUUGCUGCAGCUUUCUCACAUACACAAAUUCUUCUUCAUGUGUGGAGCACAAUUUUUUUUCCUUGUCGUGUUGAAGCUCGUAGUCUUGGUCCUCAAAUCACCAUGGUGAAUGCCCUACACCCAUCACAAUGUUCUUAGUAUUGAAUGAAUUUCCUCCUGUGAUAGCUGUUUCCACUGCGAGCAAGGCAAUCCCACUGGAGAACCCCCCAGAAACCUCUGCUCAAGCUAAAGAGAGAGCCUCUGCAGAAGAAGCUCGCAGUCAGGCUACAUGUGACCAAGCAAAUGGUGUAGCUGCAAACCAAGAGGUGACCAGGGAAAUGGAAGCAAGUGGGUUGAACCCAAUACCUUUGUCACAGCAAGGGCUCACUGCUGAAGUAGCAGGAGCUUCAGCUGGUUUGGCACCUCUCAGUGAGUCUUUGCAAUCUGCUGAUGCUGUGAGUGUUUCUUCAGAGUUGCAUAUUUGUGAAGGAGCAGUUACUGCUGGAGAGGAAAGUCAGUUCUUCAUUUCAGCCGAAGAAUUGACCACCCAAGAGGUUAUGCUGACUUCUGAAGAACAGUCAGGAGUACCUGGAGGAAAAACCUCAGCUGAUCCAAAGCUUUGUACUUCUGAAGAUGGGAAGGCCAGAGAUGACGCGGAGACUGUGGUAGAAGGUUUAAAGAAUAUGUGCUUGGAUGCAGCUCAAGAUGGAGUAGAUGCUGGUGAUGUGAACGUCACCAUGGAUACUCAAAAUGAAAAUGUUGACAAGACGGAGCCUGUAAUACUUCUGUCCGAGGUCAUUCAGUCAAAGGAUGCCGCUAAAUCUGAAGCCCAACCUGUUUCCACCCGCCACCUUUCAGGUUGGUUUGUUCUGUGAAACCGGAAUCACAUUAAACACCUCGUGUUUAUUUAUGAUUUAUUUGGUCCCCACCUUUUCAAUACAUCUUGUUUCAAUACAUCUUGUUGGCUUGUUUCUAUUCAGCAUGUGGUCAUGAUGACAUUUAACACUAAGGUGCCAAGUAGCUUGAGGCUGCUGGCUUUUUGUAAGGGAGAGUUUGAAUUUUCUGGAAGUAUAUCAUAAUUGACAUAAAGUGUAGUUAAUCUUUGACUUGUUUUGAUGCAGUGUACUGUCCUUUUUUACCAUCCUUUUUAUGGCUUUUUACAGAUUUGUUUGCCUAAAGUGUAGUUUUUAAAAAAUUAUGGUAAAUCUAAUGCAUAAUUAUGACCCAUUUCAAUAAAAAAUUGGAUUUAAUUGGAUUGGGUUAGUUUGUUUUGCCUGGUGUUUGCUUUUACUGGAUGUACCAGUUCAUUGGUGCUGUGUUUGUGUUGCGUGAUUUCGUAAAAUGUGCGUCUACACUAAAUAUAGUUUUUCAGUGUGGAAGUAAAAAGUGUCUUGUACAUUUUGAGUGGCUGUUUGCAUCCAACUCAAGGGAGGUAUGUUUUUUUUCCUAACCCUAAGCCAGAAGAUUGGGUCUUGAUUUGACCAUUUAACCCGCAUGAGAAAGACUUCCAAUAUCAAAACAAAAGAAAAACUUGAAUCUUUUUUUGUUCAGCUACACCUCCUGCCCCAGCUUCCUCCCAGCAACCUGAGGCAGCUUCAGGCCCUGCUAAGCCUAAAGGCAAAAAUGCCAAGAGUGCACAGGGUGCCUCUGCCCCAAAGGCUGUCCCCGGCAGAAGAAAGCGUUCCUCUAUGUCUGCCUCUUCCUCCUCUCCUACCUCGCCAAAAUCAACUCCCUCCUCUACUCCGUUGUCACCUUUGCCAUCUCCCCUUGCUGCCUCACCUGGCAGCUCCUCUGCUAAUCAGGGUAACCGUUCGGGCCCAAAAGUUGUCAAGGCUGGCAAACAGGGUAAGGCUAAAAAGGGAGAGGCAUUUGUGCCUGCUCCUGUCCUCGAGUGCAAGGCCACAGGAGUUGAUGAAAAGCCAACAGAGCCUAGCCUCAAGCAUAAUGUAGUUGAUGAUGCUAAACCUGCCCUGAGUGAGACAAAAACCCCAUCACCAGGUGCGACAAAGGCUGAUGCAGUGCCACCUGCUUUUAAAGUUACCUCAAAACCUGCUGUUGCAGCACCAGUAUCAUUUUCAGAUACUAUUGCCUCUAGUCCUCCUAAGUCAGUUGAUGUUAAAGCAACCUCAUCGAAAAAUGCUCCACUUAUUGCAUCUGUUGACGAUGAGCUCCCUCCCCUUAUCCCACCUGAGAAGCCAGUUAAAAUGCCAGCUUGUGCAUCUCCUGUUGAGAAACAAGGUGCAAAGCCUGCUACAUCUCCUAAGCCUAAUGCUGAGAGCUGCAGUUCUGCUCCUGUAGAGGCUACAAAGACACCAGUUAAACAAAAGGCGGACAAGCCAAAGCCUGUUAAGGUUACUGAAGCAGCAGCCCCAGUAAAAUCAGCUCCCACUGAAGUAGCUAAGGUGUCUUCUGAAGUAUCAGCUGUAGCUGAUAAUGGUGCUAAACCAGCUCCUGUCAAAGCUCCUAAAGCAGGUUCCAAGACUAAACCAGCAAACCCUGGCAAAGUUGAGGAGGUUGUGGUGGAAACCCCAAGCAAGCCUGCUCCUGGGGCUAAAACUGCUUCUGCUGAGUCUGCUGACAAAGCUCCUAAUAAAACUAAACCACCUGCCAAGGAAAAACCUGCUCCUGCAGAAACUAAGCCAGUAGCUGAGGCCAAACUUGUGCCUACUGAGACCGCUAAGCAGACAGCUGAGGCCAAACCUGCUCCCAUAGAGGCCAGUAAGCCAGCAACUGUGGACAAAGCCCCAAAUGUAGCUAAACCACCUGCGAAGGCCAAACCAACUCCCCCAGAGACUGCGAAGGCAGCGGCCGAAGCCAAACCGGCUCCCCCAGAGACUGCGAAGGCAGCGGCCGAGGCCAAACCGGCUCCCCCAGAGACUGCGAAGGCAGCGGCCGAGGCCAAACCGGCUCCCCCAGAGACUGCGAAGGCAGCGGCCGAGGCCAAACCGGCUCCCCCAGAGACUGCGAAGGCAGCGGCCGAGGCCAAACCGGCUCCCCCAGAGACUGCGAAGGCAGCGGCCGAGGCCAAACCGGCUCCCCCAGAGACUGCGAAGGCAGCGGCCGAGGCCAAACCGGCUCCCCCAGAGACUGCGAAGGCAGCGGCCGAGGCCAAACCGGCUCCCCCAGAGACUGCUAAGCCAGCGGCCGAAGCCAAACCUGCUCCUUCAGAGACUGUUAAGCCACUUAUUGAAGCCAACUCUACAACCACUGAGGCCACUAAGGCAGCCAAAUGUGCCUCCAAGAAGACACCUAAGCCAGUGGCUGAGGCCAAAUCUGUCCCCAACAAGGUCCCUAAACAAGCUGAAGAGAUUAAAACUGCAGCUCCUAAGGCUGCAAAGCCAGAUGCAGAGGUCAAGUCUGCCCCUGCUGAUGUUAACAUGAUAGCUGCAGCACCUAAGCCAGCUGAAGAUGUCAAGCCAGCCAAAGUGGUGGAUGUUAGUGCAGCACCAGCUGAGGUUGCUAAACCUGUAAAACCAGUUGCAGACCCUUCACCUGCUCCCUUAAAGCCCACUCCAGUUGAGCCUGCUGUUCCUAACCCAGCUCCCCGUAAACUCACGUUUGCUGAGGCAGUUGCAAAACCUGCCCCUGUUAAACCUGAGGUUGAGUUAAUUACUUCAACUCCUCCUCAACCUGUCUCGCCACCUAAACCUGCCCCCACACCUGCUAAAACCCCAGCCAAGACGGAGCCUGUGAACGACAAGAACGACAAUGGUAUUUCCUCCUUUCUCUCCUCUUGUGCCGUCUGUUUGUUUUGGGGGUUUUUUCCCCACCUGUUAGCGUUCUGAAAGAUGUUCAGAUGCUUAAAUAUGCCUUUCUCUUACAAAGGUUAGCUUGCGAAAUAAAAAUUAGGUUUGCUUUAGAUGCUAAAAUAUAAGAUAUUAUUAGAUUUUGGAAAGUGUACUCCUGGUUUUGGAAUGCAUUAGUUCUGUUGGGUACUGUUUGUUUAAAAUGUAGUGCAGGUCAGGGCUGGUAUUGUCAUGUGUUGUCUAAUCAAGUUUGGAAAUGGCAUUUUUGGCUGGAAAGAGAUUAUGUUCUCAACAAAGUCCUGAGGAAAAUUACUAUAAUGGUAAUAAGAUGACAGAAAAUGUGCUGUUUUGAAUCAAAGUACUUUGUUCCACAAUAUUGGUGCAGCUUACCUUCAGAUUAACUUUCAGGUGUACACAUGUAACCUAAGUGGCACAUUGUGACAGUUUCUCUGUUGGUCU